Molecule: messenger RNA, 435 nt
Organism: Parnassius apollo (apollo)
Lineage: Eukaryota; Metazoa; Arthropoda; Insecta; Lepidoptera; Papilionidae
Source: the annotation of a GenBank genome assembly
AUGCAAAAACUGACGGAGCGCAUAGACGACCUGAAGCAGAGAAUCGCUGCUUGGGGAAAGCGGAUUCGGCGAUAUACCGAGAGGUCGACACGGUUCAACCAGAAUCGUCUCUUUCAGAGUGAUCAGAAGAGGCUCUAUAAAUCAUUGGAGCGACCAAUGUUAAGUGGAACGGGCCCAGCACCGAAUCAGGCCGACACUGUCACAUUCUGGCACGGCCUGUGGUCAGAGCCUGUAAACCACAGCAAGGGCCCUUUUGCGGAAGUUGUGGCGAGUCAUUGUGCGAGUAUUAUGCCCAUGGACCCCGUCAUCAUAACGCCGGAUGACGUAGCUGAGGCGGUCCGUAGAGCCCCGAACUGGAAAAGUCCGGGACUCGCCGGGCUGCAUCACUACUGGCUGAAGGGGUUCAUGGUGUCUCAACCAGAAGUCGCUCCCUAG